UCUUCUUCUUCUUGCUUCCCUAGCUAUCUUUUUGCUUUCUCUGCUCUCUCAUCUCUGUCGCGCGUGACUAUGGAAGCUGCAAUGGUGUUAGAAGUUCUCUAUACUUUUCCUGUGGAGGGAAUACUGAACAAGCUGGCUUCACUUGCUGCUCAAGAAAUCAGUCUUUUCCGGGGAUUCAAAAAGGAACUAGCAAAGCUUCGUCAAUCGUUACUCGCGAUUCAAGAUUUCUUAGGCGAUGUGGCCCACCAGCCACAGCAACGGGGCAAGGCAGUGGAGAAGUGGGUGAGGAAACUGAAGGACAUAGCUGAUGAUGCUGACAAUGUCUUGGAUGAAAUCAACUACGAAGAUCUCCGCAGGCAAGUAGAACAGCCAAGCCAAAAGAGGACAAAGGUAUGCAAAUCCCUUUCAAACUCCUGGUUUCGUCGAAACAUGGCACAUAAAAUCAAGAAGAUCAAUGCAUCUUUGUUGGAUCUCAAAUCUGAGGCAUCUUUCGUUGGACUAGUUUCCAAGAAAAUAGAUGCAACCCCACAAGAAAUUGUAGGGGCCAGAGAAACCGACUCAAUCUUUGAGGAAGAUGAAAUCUUCGUUGGAAGGGAUGAAGUUCUGUCAAAUAUAAUUACAACCUUGACCAACUCCAACUUGGAUCAAGAAAAUCUUUCAGUAAUGCCCAUUGUAGGAAUGGCAGGCCUAGGGAAGACAACUGUGGCUAGGUCACUAUUCAAUGAAGAUUCAAUUGGUGGACAUUUUGAGAAGAAAAUAUGGGUGUGUGUAUCUAAUACUUUCGAGGUCAAGUCGAUUUUAAGCUCGAUAUUAGAAUCUCUUAACCCAACGAAGGCUGGGAUACAAAGCCAAGAUGCAUUGCUUAAAAACCUCAUAGAAGAAUUAAAAGAAAAGAGAUAUUUUCUCGUUCUCGACGACGUGUGGAACGAAGAUCCUCAAAAAUGGAGCGAUUUGGUGACUUGUUUAUCAAAACUUCAGAGUGCUCGGGGAAGUGUCGUUAUUGUCACUACACGCAGUGCCACUGUUGCAUCAAUCACGGAAGUAAUACUUCAAAGGUGUGUUUUGGGAAGUCUAUCCAUUGAUGAUUGUUGGGCCAUACUGAAGAAAAGAGCAUUUCCAUAUGGUAGUGCUCCUAUCGCAAAUGAUCAAGAAACAAUUGGAAGGGAGAUUGCCAAAAAUUGUGCAGGUGUACCGUUAGUGGCAAAGGUUUUGGGAAGCAUGAUGCGUUCUAUCGAUGACUGGUUGGAAAUUCAAAAAAGUAAGAUAUGGGAAUUACCAGAAGGAGAUGAAAGAAUUAUGUCGGUUUUGAAGUUGAGUUUUGAUCAUUUGAAAUCACCUUUUUUGAAACAGUGUUUUGCAUAUUGCUUAAAGUUCAAGAAAGAUUUUAAAAUAGAAAGGGAAGACUUGAUCCAGCUCUGGAUGGCUCAAGGAUUUCUGUGUUCUUCUCCUAACAAAGAUAUGGAGGAUAUAGGUGAUGAAUAUUUUAUGAUUCUGUUGCAAAACUCCCUCUUUCAAGAUGUUAUAAGGGAUCACUUUGGUAUUAUUACCCAUUGCAAGAUGCACGAUCUUGUACACGAUCUUGCUAAGCUUGUAUCAAGAUCUGAAAUGGAAGAUAAACUUGAGAAUCAACACGUGGCAUGGGAUCCUUCCAACAGUUCCGAAAGAAAUCUUGAGAAACGGCGGUCACUGUUUGUGUAUGGUGAUCAAGACCUUAGUAAUAAUACAUUACUUAUAAGCUUUAAGGCUUUGCGUGUUUUAAAUUUGUACUGGUCUAAUAUUGAGGAGCUGCCAAGUUCAAUUGGCGUCUUGAUACAUUUGAGGCAUUUGAACGUUUCUGGAACAAAAAUAAAAAAACUCCCUAAGUCUAUUGGCAAGCUUUAUAACCUACAGACGUUUAGAAUGAAGCAUACAUGGCAUGCUGUUACAUUUCCAAAGGAAAUGGAAAAUUUGAUCAACUUGAGGCAUGCUUAUUUCGAUUAUGAUACGCCAGUUCCAUUUGGGAUGGAACGAUUGGAACAUUUGCAAACAAUAUCUCCUUCGUUUACUUUGGACAAGGAAAGUAAUCGUGGAAUUGACGAGCUGGGUGGCUUAAACCAAUUAAAAGGUGAACUAAUUAUUAGAGGUUUGGAAUAUGUGAGGGACAGAGGCCAAGCAGGGGCAUCAAAUUUAGUUGGGAAAGCAAAUCUACGAAGGUUGACAUUAGAAUGGUCUUCUUCUUACAGGGGCAGAAACGAGGCGGCCUCUGACAUUGAUGUACUAGAAGGCCUCCGACCCAACUCUGAGUUAGAAGUCUUAAAGAUUGGCGGAUUCAUGGGUUCUAAAUUAGCAUCAUGGAUGAUGAGUGGUUCGUUGCCACUUAAAUUGACAGAGAUUCGGUUAUGGAAUUGCGGAGAAUGCGAACAAGUCCCAUCACUUGGCCAUUUACCAAAUCUUAGGCUUGUUGAGUUUAGUGAUAUGUCAGAGCUUAAAUGUGUGGGAGUUGAGUUUUAUGGUUAUAACCAUGUUAACGGUGCGGCUACGAGUACGAAGAAGACAGAGACUUUGUUUCCAGCAUUGAAAACCUUAACUAUUGAUUCUUGCCCAGCUCUAAUUAAAUGGGAGAAACUGCCAACAGAUGAGAAAGUAGCGGUGUUUCCCUGCCUUGAGGAGUUAACUAUAAGGAAUUGCGAUAGUCUCGAGUUCAUUCCAAUUACCCUGGGCAAGGGCAUGCCAUGUCUCCGCAAAUUGCAGAUUAAGGAUUGUGAGAAAUUAUCAAGGUUGCCGACUAGCUUAGAAUAUUGCAUCUCUCUUCAGGAGUUGGAUAUUCAGGGUUGUCAUGGAUUGACAAGUCUACCGAGUCGGCUACCAUCCUGCACAUCUCUUAAGAAGUUGAGAAUCGGGUCAUGCCACAAUUUGAUAUCUCUGCCAGAUCUCGAUGUAUCCAGGUUGCAGUCUCUUUCCUCUUUACAUAUAUUUAAUUGUCGGAAAUUAAACUAUUUGCCAAUAGAGGGGCUACGCUCUCUUACGCGUUUAGAAUCUAUGAAAAUGGGUCCGUUUCGGGAGGGGCUCAAUUCUUUCCCUGAUUUUGAGCUUCCAUCACAAAUCCAAAGACUAGUGAUGAAAGGGUGGCCUAAGCUCAAGUCUCUGCCUCAACAAAUUCAACACUCGACUACUUCUCUAACAUCUUUGGAGAUUGAAUCUUUCCAUGGUGUGCAGGCUCUUCCAGAGUGGUUGGGUAACCUUACAUCUCUUACCCACCUGAGUAUCAAGGAGUGUAAGAAUCUCAUGUAUAUGCCUUCUUUACACAGAGUGGUUGGGCUUCGUGAAUUGUUGAUUGAAAAUUGUCAGGCAUUAUCAAGCUGGCCAAGUGGGUUGGAAUAUUGCACCUCUCUUCGUAGGUUGAUUAUAGUUAGGUGCUCCAAUCUAACAUCCAUUCCGCUUUCACAAUCUAACUCUGAUGCUCCCACACUCCCUCUUCUCGAGGACUUGACUGUAAUGUAUUGCUCUAGUCUCGAGUUCAUUCCAAUUACCCUGGGCAAGGGCAAGGGCAAGGGCAUGUCAUGUCUCCGCAAAUUGAAGAUUGUGGAUUGUGAGAAAUUAUCAAGCUUGCCGACCAGGUUAGAAUAUUGCAUCUCUCUUCAGGAGUUGAGAAUGGGUGCGUUUUCGGAGGAGCUCGAUUGUUUCCCUGAUUUUGAGCUUCCAUCACAAAUCCGAAUUCUAAGGAUGAAAGGGUGGACUAAGCUCAAGUCUCUGCCUCAACAACAAAUUCAACACUGCACUUGUCUACAAGUUUUGUAUAUAUACGAUUUCGACAGCGUGGAGGCUCUUCCAGAGUGGUUGGGUAACCUUACAUCUCUUACCUUCCUGAGUAUUCACAACUGUAAGAAUCUGGUGUCUCUUCCUGCCGUUGAAGUUAUGCAACGCCUCACCAAAUUGCAAAAGCUAGUGAUUGCUGCAUGUCCCCGUCUAGGGGGAAGAGGGGGAAGAUCCGCCCUCCAGAGCGGCCCAGAAUGGCACAAGAUUUCUCACAUCCCAGAUAUAUUUGAAGGAUCUUACGCAAUUGGAAGAACAAAUAAUGCGCAUUAGAUGCAAACUUAGUCCAGAGGGGAUGGGGAUGUAUUUGCUAUAGAUCCUUGCAUGAGGUAGGUGAAGGUGUCCAUCAGAUGGAUUUGUGAAGCUGAUCAACGACGAUGUGUCAUGGCAAGCACAAACUGAUAAGGAUGAAAUAUGGUAAUUUGCAGGAAUCAUGAGAUAAUAUUGAUACAGACCAUUAUGUGUUGGCUUCCAGUGGUAGUAAUCUUGUAUGAGCUAGUUCUUUGCUUGUUAUGGCUGAAGAUCACAGGGUAGCCAAAGCUCAAGUCUCUACCUCAACAACAAUUUCAACACUGGACUUGUCUACAAGAUUUGUAUAUGCAGGAUUUCGACAGCGUGGAGGCUCUUCCAGAGUGGUUGGGGUAACCUUACAUCUCUUACCCAUCUGAGGAUUAAGGCAUGUGAGAAUCUGGUGUAUCUUCCUGCCGUUGAGGUUAUGCAACGCCUCACCAAACUUGUUACAUGUCCUGGUCUAGGGGGAAGAUCCACCCUCCUGAGCGGCCCAGAAUGGCACAAGAUUUCUCACGUCCCAUGUAUAUCUGUAUUGACCCACUCCCACUCCGAAGAUGUAACCCAACCUAUUACGAGCAUUCUUUUUCAAGUGGUGAUGAUUCUGAGAGUGGGCCUACUCUUCUUCUCUAAUUGAAUUUGGUACAAUUUGUUGGAUUUCAAUUCCGGAAUAGGUGAUGCGGAAUAGGUGCAAACUUAGUCCAGAUUUUUGGGACAAGCAUCCAUUUGAAGUUUAAAGAGUCCCUAGAAGUUGUUUAUACAAAUUUGAUGAUCUGGAGGAUUUACUCGAGUGAUGAGGGAACCUUGCAGCUGUUGAUGAACUAUCUAUUUGUUUCUGUGAGGAUUUACUCGAGUAAUGAGUAUCUACCGGCAGUUGAAGGCUCCGAAAAUGUCCCCAAAACAAAAAGAUGCACCGAGAAGAGCCGCCCAAGUCAAGUGGCAAAGAUUUUCUCAUAUUUCCAAGAUUCAAGUGCAAGGAGAUACUGCAAUCAAUACUCAUAUGCUGUCUAACCUUUUGUGUACAACGUGUGGUUCCUUAUGCAGGUUUCUGCUAUAUAAAUGGUCAUGGACUCUUGCAUAUCACAGAGAACAAAGGCCUCUGUUCCUAGUCUUAUUUGAUAGCAUGUCAUUUACCUAUGCUAUUGCAAGACUCAGAGUCAAGAUAGAAAGAGAAACUCAUGCAUGCGAAUCGCGAUGUGCCUGUGGUCUAGACCUUAUUGUUUUGGACAAAAUAUUUAAUGAGGGAAAGUGCUUUAAAUCGACUUCUAGAAGUGCAGCUUAAUUAAGAGAAGCACUCCUUGUAGAGAAUACUUUUCCUGGGUAGUCAUGCUCUGCGUCCUGUCUCUUCGAAGAAAGAUAGUUGAAUUGCUUUUAUGAGAGACCUUUUGAUGUACUUACUACUUGGGGUUCUAUUUCUAUAGGGAAUAAUGGGAUGAGAGAAGCGAGAUAAAUUUAGUUUGAUGGUGAGAACC
This is a messenger RNA of Prunus avium (sweet cherry), 5552 nucleotides long. Its product is annotated as disease resistance protein RGA2-like. Gene Ontology annotation, molecular function: ADP binding. Lineage: Eukaryota; Viridiplantae; Streptophyta; Magnoliopsida; Rosales; Rosaceae. The record is from RefSeq and is a predicted model, not a curated record.